GGCUGGCCAAAAGGGCGGAGCGGGCCUCUGUGACGUACAGGACCAUGCCCCUCGGGAGGACGCUGCGCCUGCGCCAGAACGUCUGCCUUGCUCCCGGAAGUGGAGGGUCUAGCCGAAGAGUGCCGCUGGGUCUGGGUGCCCGGAGGCAGAAGCUCUCGCGGAGCUCGCGGAGCUCACUCGUCGGCCCCCGACCGCCAUGUCGGCCUUCGACACCAACCCCUUCGCGGACCCAGUGGACAUAAACCCUUUCCAGGAUCCCUCUGUGACCCAGCUGACCAAUGCCCCACAAGGUGGCCUGGCUGAAUUCAACCCCUUCUCAGAGACAAAUGCGGCCACAACGGUUCCUGUCACCCAGCAUCCUGGGCCCUCACAGCCAGCAGUUCUCCAGCCCUCUGUGGAACCAGCCCAGCCAACACCCCAGCUCCUGCUUAGGCUAGCAAGUUCCUGCCUCCCAGAUUCCUCCCAGAUUUGCUCUCUGAGCAAGCUCUCAGAGAGGCAGAUGCUCCUAGGAGGAGAUCGUAUUCUCAGAGACAGCUACAUGCGAAAGCUUCCGCAGGCUGUGGCCUCUGCAGCCCAGGCAAGCCUGCUCCGGCAGCAGGAAGAACUGGACAGGAAGGCAGCUGAGCUGGAACGCAAGGAGCGGGAGCUACAGAACACUGUGGCCAGCCUACAUGUGAGAGAGAACAACUGGCCACCCUUCCCCUUGUGGUGCCCGGUCAAGCCCUGCUUCUAUCAGGAUUUCUCCACAGAGAUCCCCACCGACUACCAGCAGAUAUGCAAGAUGCUCUACUAUCUCUGGAUGUUGCACUCCGUGACUCUGUUCCUCAACCUGCUUGCCUGCCUGGCCUGGUUCCUAGUCGACAGCAGCAAGGGAGUGGACUUCGGCCUCUCGAUCCUGUGGUUUGUGAUCUUCACCCCCUGUGCCUUCCUUUGUUGGUACCGACCCAUCUAUAAGGCCUUCAGGUCCGACAACUCUUUCAGCUUCUUCGUGUUCUUCUUUGUAUUUUUUUGUCAAAUAGGGAUCUAUAUCAUCCAGUUGAUCGGCAUCCCUAACCUGGGGGACAGUGGUUGGAUUGCAGCCCUGUCUACCCUGAAGAAAGACUUGGCAGUGUCGAUCAUCAUGAUGGUGGCGGCUGGCUUCUUCACCCUCUGUACCGUGCUCUCCCUCUUCCUCCUGAAGCGGGUGCACUCCAUGUACCGCCGGACGGGAGCCAGCUUUCAGCAGGCCCAAGAGGAGUUUUCCCAGGGCAUCUUCAGCAGCAGGACCUUUCGCAGCGCUGCGUCGUCUGCUGCCCAAGGAGCCUUUCAAGGGAAUUAGCCCUGACUCUCCCCUCUGCUCCAGCCUUUUCUCCAGCCUGCCUUCUGAACCGCACUUCCCGUGGGUGCCUUAAGCAGUGCUUGUGCCCAGCACAGACCCGGGGAGGGGCUUGUCGUGGCCCUUCCUCCUUCCUCAGCAGCCAGCUCUCCCUUUCACCCGAGGGGAGGGAAGGGAGGGAGGCAAAGGGACAUUUUUACACAAGAGAAAAGAAAAACAUGGUCUUUCCUUCUCUGGUGGUCGUUUGGUAGGAUUCUUUCGUCUCUCUGGAAGCAGUGGCACUGAAGUUCCCUACACUCACAUUCGCGCACAUACACGUACGCAUUUGGAUCACCGGCUGACCUGUGCCCACCCCAGCUAGAGUUGAUGGGGUGUCCUGGGCCUCCGCUCCUCCCCCAGCAGCCUGGCCUGAAUCUGGCUCCACAGACCCAGCCUGUGGCUUCCAGUCCUGUCCUCUCUUGCCCAUGCUGGGGUAACCUCCCAAGGGCCCCCAUUAGAUGAGCUGCAGUCUAGGCUGGUGGACAACUCUUUUCCCCAGAUCACUCUGGACGGGUCUCUGUGCUUCCAGAGCCUCUGGCCUGGUUCCCCAGCCUCUUCCCUGCCUCAUGUUUUUCACAAACAGAUUUAUAGCCCUUCCGGCCCUUUCCACCCUUCUGCUGUGGGCAGCACCCUGUGCCCUCUGGGGCUCUCCCUGAGCCCUUUCCUCUUUAGACUUACUGAAUGUGCAAUGGGGUUGGCUGGGAUUUGGGGGUAGGGAAGGACAGAGGAUGACCGGAGUUGUCCUGCCCAGCCUUUAGCAGUCUUCUAGGAGUGGGCUCUGACUGCUCUGGUGUGAGUCAUUUGACCCUGUUUUGUUUCCCUCACCUCCUGGGAGACAGCAGUACUCUGCUUUGGCCUUGAUUCUACCCACUCAGCAUCUCACAUCAGCAAUAUCUAGUUUGUGUAACUCUUUGGGAGGGCAGGGCCAGUCAGGCCAGAACUGCAUCCUCCAAGCUGGACUGAUAAGCCCCCCUUUUGAGGAUUCCAGACUAACCCUCCAAGGUUCCCCUAUACCCCAAGUGGAGUCUAGGUCCUAGGGAUUUCCUAGGAGGUGUGUCGCUGUGAUGGGCACCUAGGAAUCCAUGGUUAAUACCUGCACCCUGUCUUCCAGAGGCUGUAGGAGUAGGUGUGUAUACUGAGGGAACUUCUCAAAAAGCUGGCCAACCCAGUGGCCGCCCUCAGGCUGCCAGCCCACUCUGCCCCAGAGCCACUGAAAGAUAAGCAGUGACCAAGGUUUUGUAGCCUUCUGGAAUGUUUUCUCCAUGUACAAAUGUAUAUGUUAUGUCUCAAUUUUGUGCUUAAAUAAAAAGACAUUUUCAGACAACA
Molecule: messenger RNA, 2680 nt
Organism: Hipposideros armiger (great roundleaf bat)
Lineage: Eukaryota; Metazoa; Chordata; Mammalia; Chiroptera; Hipposideridae
Gene: SCAMP2
Product: secretory carrier membrane protein 2
Exons: 10
Coding region: 197-1318 (373 amino acids)
Biological process (GO): protein transport
Cellular component (GO): trans-Golgi network membrane; recycling endosome membrane
Source: RefSeq, a predicted model, not a curated record